AUGUCUUCGGUUUUGUCUUUUGAAACUCAAAAUACACAAAAAAAUGGAUGGAAAAAAAUAGUCGAAAAAGUCAAAAAAGAACCUUUAGUGCCUGUAGUUAAGAGCGUGUUAGCUACUUGUCUUGCUUUUUUAGGCGCAACAAUUGCUAUUCAACGGAAAAAUAAACUACUUGCAAAUAGGAUGUUUCGAUACCGAGUUUAUGCCCAAGGCUUUACAUUGGCCAUUAUGGUUGCUGGAAACAUUUACUACAGAUCUAUGAUGCAGCAAAAUACCCAAUCAUAG
Molecule: messenger RNA, 282 nt
Organism: Pneumocystis jirovecii RU7
Lineage: Eukaryota; Fungi; Ascomycota; Pneumocystomycetes; Pneumocystales; Pneumocystaceae
Exons: 2
Coding region: 1-282 (93 amino acids)
Biological process (GO): mitochondrial respirasome assembly
Cellular component (GO): mitochondrion
Source: RefSeq, a predicted model, not a curated record